This is a messenger RNA of Paramecium pentaurelia, 984 nucleotides long. The record is from the annotation of a GenBank genome assembly. NCBI's taxonomy places the organism in Eukaryota, Ciliophora, Oligohymenophorea, Peniculida, Parameciidae.
CAUGAAUUAAUAGAUAUCAUAGGAAUAUUUCAUUCAGAAAUUUUCAUCUUUACAUUUGAGUGAGAGUAAGAAUAAAAUUGAUUGUAGCUGAUGAUGAUACUUCAAGAAAUGAGAGUCCGGUUUUGGAUUCUAGAUUAAUGGAGUUUGUGAGUGGAUUGGCAGCUCAUAUAAAAAUAAAAUUAGAAAAUUUCAAACCCAGCUAAAACUCUUAACUUUCUAAACAAAACGAUGGUAGUAUAUACUUUGGUGUGAUGGAGGAUAGCCUAAAACAUGGAAUAGGUAUUUAACUAUGGCCUAAAAUUGGAAAUUUAUUAAAAGGGUAUAAAUGAAUAUUUAAGUUUUCUUAGGACUUGGUAAAAUGAUUUACUGGAAGGUGUAUGUACAAUGUUUUAUUCUAAUGGAGAUAUGUAAGUAUAAUAAUUUUAUAGUAGUUUUGAAGCUCAAUUCUCAUAAGGUAGGGCUAUUGGAUUUGGUAUGUUUAAAUCGGAAAAAAAAGUUGUAAAAGGUAUAAAUAUUUGUAAUUUAUUUUAGGAAUCUGGAUCAACAAUCAGCUUUAAGGUGAAGGAUAAGAGAUAAGGAAUGAUGGGACUACUUAUUAUGGAUAGUUUUGGGAUGGCAGGAAGCAUGGGAGAGGCAUAUAAUUAUUUCCUGAUGGAUGCAAGUAUAAUUCUUAUAUAAAUCUUUAGAUAUGAAGGAUUCUUUCAAAAUAAUAAAUUUGAAGGAGAUGGUCUAUUUACAUGGAGUGAUGGUAGUUAUUACUAAGGUCAAUUUCAUAGAGGAUUAAUUUUAGGAUUUGGUAAUUACAAUAAUAAUAAUGGACUUUAAUUAAUGGGACAGGUAUUAUAUUUUAAUUAAGUUUAUUAGUUUUAAGAAAUUAAAAAAAAAAAAUUGUUAGAAUAGAAUCUCAAUAAAAAUCUAUAAACCAUAACAUUUUUGAAUUAAUAUAACUAAACAUUGCUAAUCGAAAAGAUACGCAUUCUCUGA